UAUGUUUUUGUUCUGUAGUCUAUUCCUAAUUUCCAAACUGAGGCGACAUGAAAUUUAAUAAUGGUUUUAAUUUUAAUUGCAACUUUUCAAAAAUUAUUAAAUUAAAAUCAGUGAGAGUGCAUAGUGAUAAAUUAUUUUGACCAAGGUUUCGCUUCAAAUCCUCCUAUAAAAUCUCAAUCUUAACAUUGUUAUUACCAUUUAUAAUUUUAUUAAGAGGGAAAAUACUUCGUUAUUUUAAUAAUGACUUCAGCACUUUAUUUGGAGCAUUAUCUUGAUAGUCUCCAGCACUUGCCCAUAGAAUUACAAAGAAAUUUCAAGUUGAUGCGGGAUUUAGACGAUAGAGCUCAUGGUUUAAUGAGGACAAUUGAUCUUAUGGCUGAUGAAUUACUGCCGAAUAUUCCUAAAAUGGACGAAGAAACGCAAAAAGAAAAGGAAAAUACAAUACAAGGGCUAUUUAAUAAAGCUAAGGAAUACGGUGACGAUAAGGUUCAGCUCGCAAUUCAAACAUACGAGUUAGUGGACAAACACAUACGGCGCCUUGACUCUGACCUCGCACGUUUCGAGUCCGAAAUUCAAGAGAAAGUCAUGAGUUCUCGGGCAGCUCAACAAGCUGCUAGUGAACAGGAAGUUACUCCAACAACUGUUAAGAAGGGCAGAAAGAAGAAUAAAAGUAGUGACAAGACUGUUUCAUCGACGGGAAAGAAAAAACGACAAGGUGCGUCGAGUGAAGACGACGCCGUCGCGAGUGGUAGGUCGGCAGCUAAGAAGAAGGCAUCAAAGAAAGGUUCAGGAGGUUCAGCUAACCCAACUAAAGAACAAGAAGAAAGUGGUGACUUGGAUUCUGUGGCUGGCAUGACCCAUCCUAGUGAUGUAUUAGACAUGCCUGUUGAUCCAAAUGAACCCACAUAUUGUUUGUGUCAUCAAGUGUCCUAUGGUGAAAUGAUUGGUUGUGAUAACCCAGAUUGCCCUAUUGAAUGGUUCCAUUUUGCAUGUGUUGACCUUAAAAUUAAACCUAAAGGUAAAUGGUAUUGUCCUAAAUGUACCCAGGAUAGAAAAAAGAAAUGAUCUAUAAUAAAACCGUCACUAAAGACAGAAGCUAAUAUCUUAGAGGAAGAAGCUGCUGAAAAGACUGUUAGUGUAUAAAAUGAAAUUUAAUUACUUUACUUUAAUAUAUUAAUAUUAAUUAUUUAGUAAGAUAUUAAAUUUAAGUUACUUAUGUGAUCAUGAAGUGUAAUAAUGCAAUGAUAGACAAAACAUAUUCUAAGAAAUUAUUAUGUAUGUGAAAGCAAAUUACAUAAUGCUCUUUUGCAUUUCAGAUUUGACUUACCUUAACAGUAUGUUGUUUUUUAGUAAUUUAAAAAUAAUUUAUUUAAACUUGUCUUGAUUUGAAUUAUAUUAUUAAAAUUUACUAUUUAAAAGUGCUAAUGAAAUCAAUUUACUUUUAAAAUAAAGUCUUGUAUAUCAACAUCAUCAAAUGUUUAUUGAGUAUAGUAAAUACUUAUUAAGUAAAACUACAGUUACAAUCUCUGGCACCUUUACUAUAGUUGGUUUUCUUUUGACAAUAAUUUUGUAAUGUGUAGGGUGCACGAGAUUCUAACAGCGUGUAAAAAUGAUUAUGCCGGAUAAAUAAGUUUUGUAAAUAAUGAGAUGAAAUUUGUAAAUGUAUUGUCACAUCUGAUUUUGAAUCAAAUUAAUUAAUUUGAUAAAUUUAA
Molecule: messenger RNA, 1712 nt
Organism: Pieris napi
Lineage: Eukaryota; Metazoa; Arthropoda; Insecta; Lepidoptera; Pieridae
Gene: Ing5
Product: inhibitor of growth protein 5
Exons: 1
Coding region: 241-1065 (274 amino acids)
Biological process (GO): regulation of DNA-templated transcription
Cellular component (GO): nucleus
Source: RefSeq, a predicted model, not a curated record